AAGCUUUCAUCUUCACCACGACAAAGUCUCCCACGAUGACAACCACCAAAGAUGAUUACCUGCAGCUGAUUGACACCGAGGAGGGGGAACUGUUUAUUGUGUCGUUGGUGGAGCAUAUCGUGCAGAGGUCCCAAGAUGUCCUGUUUGAGAAACAUAUUGAGAGUCAGGUUUUGCCUUACGCCGUGCAAUUUGCAAAGGAAACGAUUGACGAGAUUGUGGAGUGGCAUUUUUUUCGCCGCGAUCCUGGAGAUAUAGAUCCAUGCACUUGGGAACCAGAUGAAGAACCAGAACCAGCAAUUAUCGACUCAUGGGCGCCGGGCGCGAUUCCCGUUCGACGAACUCCGCUCGAAAUCAUAAAGCCAACUCCUCCCCCCGUUCUCGAGACGAGAUCAGCGAGUACUGUUAGUAUGCAAUCAGAAGCAUCUCAAGAAAUAGUAGAGACAGCGCCAGUUGCUUCCCAACGGCCAAGUGUCGCAGGAUCUGCAAAUAUCAAAGCAUCAGCUGGUUCAUUGGUGUCUAGUAGGGAGAGAAAGAUUAGUAUCCGCGACUCUCGAACAGAAAUGAUGUCCGCCGCAUCCCUUGCCGCUUCCACCACUUCCACAGCCGCUCGUCGACGCAUUGGGUCCAGUGGAAGUGGUGGACGCCGAGGUGGGGCCUUAAAGGAUGCCGGUCAACCACCACCGUUAUCUGCGGCGCAAGUUGCAGAGAUGGCGAUUCAAGAGGAGAAUAAGCGGGUAUUAGCACGUCUUCGAAACUUGGAGAAAGACGGCGGAAAGCCGGUGGAUUGGAGUUACGACCACGAGGGUCGGAUUGUUGUUGUAAAGAAAGUUGGAUCAGGGAAGGCUGUUGGACAAGGUAUCAAGAGCAGACUAUUACCAGUGGACACCAGCGCGGUUCCGGUAAACUCUUCAAAGUCCCACCCACAGCCACCACGAACACCACCGGCAGCAUCAUCUGCUGCUGAGACUACCACCGCUAGAUAUGCUCACCAGAAACGCAGUAUCCGGCAACCUCGAAAAGCUACGGAUAUCGGUGAAAGAAAAGGGCCUAGUCUGCCACCAAAGGCAAAAAGUAGCACAAGUAAACAAAAGCAGAGAAAGUCGAAAGAAGGCGCUUCUGGAAGUAUUGCAAGCCUUCUUGGAGCUUUGAACCACGGAGCAGGAUUUGUGGAAGAUGUGGCACUUGAAGUGCCGUCGUUGGCGGAAACUAUGAAGGUUGCGCCAGGAGUCAUUCUCAGAGAAGGUGACCUCGUCAAACGAGGUCCAUCGCUCCCGAAAGGGCCUCCUCAUCCCACAUCAUCCUUCCAAAGCACGGCUUCCAAAUUCCUUCCAGCACCCGCCACCCCACCGACUUCCAUUGAUCCCCUCGCCAAAGUUUUGUCCCGAGCGCGACCCACAAUCCGACGCGUACCUCUCGCAGCACAAGGCCUUGCUCCGUUACCCGGCAUUGCUACGGGAGGAAGCGAAAAGCUGGAAGGAGAUGCAUCAGACAAACGUCAGCAGAAGGGAAUUGUUGCUUAAAUUAAAGGGACGAUUUGAGCUUUCUGGUUCCUACUUUUGGAUUUAUUUUUCAUGUAUGUAUGAUUUGAUAAUGAUAACGCAUUCUCUUUCGAUACAAUGUCCUGCGCAUUCUCGCUGUUGUGGUAGACAAAUAGGCAAACGUAGCGUAUUGCUGG
Messenger RNA from Spizellomyces punctatus DAOM BR117, 1675 nucleotides. RefSeq lists its product as uncharacterized. The coding region runs from base 36 to 1520 and encodes 494 amino acids. The record is from RefSeq and is a predicted model, not a curated record. The transcript has 9 exons. Lineage: Eukaryota; Fungi; Chytridiomycota; Chytridiomycetes; Spizellomycetales; Spizellomycetaceae.